This is a messenger RNA of Amphiprion ocellaris (clown anemonefish), 13477 nucleotides long. RefSeq names its product IQ motif and SEC7 domain-containing protein 1-like. NCBI's taxonomy places the organism in Eukaryota, Metazoa, Chordata, Actinopteri, Pomacentridae. Bases 2133 to 7439 code for a protein of 1768 amino acids. The transcript has 20 exons. Gene Ontology annotation, molecular function: guanyl-nucleotide exchange factor activity; protein binding. Gene Ontology annotation, biological process: actin cytoskeleton organization; regulation of ARF protein signal transduction. The record is from RefSeq and is a predicted model, not a curated record.
CUGGAGCCGGUGGACAGACACGGGUGGGCGGAGCUGGAGCGCCCGACGUUUUCUGAUGUGAAUUUGAAGUUAUGAACUGAAGUAGCUGAAACAAAUCAAAAGUUCUUGAUGACUUGACGGUUGGAUUUAACUGCGAGAAGCUAUUACAGGAUUUUAAAGUUGUCUCAAGUAAUGGCGCUCCGGCCAACGCUGGAAGUUAAGGACAGAUCAUCAACAACAUCUGCGAAGUUGGCGCUCUUUAACAAAACUGACUCUACUUUAAGGACGGAUCGACCAGCCCGCAUGUAAUCACAGUCAGAAGUUUGCACAGAGGUUAAGCAGUGGAAAAGGAGCAGCUUCCCUAGACGGAGUGGAGCAUCCCGUCCAGUUCGAGGAUCUCGGAGCGUCCACGGCUCCCAGCAGCGGCUCUGGGUGACAGUGAGAGUGUGAUGGGGAUUAUUGAGGCUCCACGACAGAGGACGGAGGACAAGCUGCAGCCAGAGAUGGAGAAGGGGGAUCAUCAGCGCCGCAGCAGCGGAUCGCCGAGCUGUCAGAUGCAGAGGAAUGAUAAUUAGAAAGAGAUUGACUCAGCAGCCAGAAGAACAAGAGGAAGAAGAGGAGGAGGAGAAGCCUGCAGCAGUAGAGGGGCGAGCAGAAGCGUACUUGAAGAGAGAAAAGAAAGAGGGAUUGAAUUGAUCAUAAUCUGAUCAACAAGAAGAAGAGAGCAGUUGUUUUUUUUGAGGGAGAUGAUGAUGACAGCAGCAGCAGCAGCAGCAGCGGAGGAGGGGAGAGAGGGAUGAGCUUGGAUCAAUAAUCCUCCCUCCUCCUCCUACCCCUCCUCUUCCUCCUCCACCUUCAUCACCUCUGCAGAAGCGGCUGAAAUCUGAUCUGGAAGUGCUAUCCAAUGGGAUAAUAAUGCUGGUAAAUCCCAGAUGCCUCACUGUACCCAGGAAGGAGAUCUGACAUGACAUUUAACCUUUGCACAUCCCCUCCUGUGACAGACCGACCGCAGGAUGGUGGGUUGAGUCCUGCUCACUAUCCCAUGGACCAGGAAGAGGUGAUGCUUUCUUCUUCCAUGUUUGUCAGAAGAUGAUUUUUGAUGGAGGUCUUCAUUUUGUGGGGAUCUGAGUUGUGUUGAUUUCUUCAAGCGUGGACAUCAUGAUGAUCGAGAGGAUCUGAACUGAGGCAAUUUUCUUUUCCAGACUGUUUGAUUUGGAAAAUUACCACAAGGCUUCUGACCCUAGGAAUAUAUUAUGAGGCUCUUUGGGGAAACCAGUGAUUAGUCUACUUGUUGCAACACUCGUCAUCAAGACUUGCAUUGGAUGUUGGGUAAAAAAAUAGAACUUGCAUUGCGGGUCCUGGACAGUCAGCAAUGAUAAUGUGCAAUAUCUUUGACACGGAGGGACAAAUAAAUCCUCUUUCAGCUAUGCUCUCCACACUUGCUGCUUGGAAACCAGUGUUCUGAUUUGCCGCAUGGAGUGCAGAGAGUGGAUACAACAGAUUCAUUGACCGAUAGGAAGAUAAACAGACGGUUCUGACUGUUGAGGGAGACGAAGAGAACGUUUGGCUCUGAGAUAUUUGUUCUAUUUUUAACUGUCAUGGGUCCGAAGCCCAACAGGAUCCCCUGAGCGAACCAGGGAAUGGUCAGCGACUCAAUAAAACUCUCUGAUUGGAGCACGCAAGGACGAGGUCCAUCUUGAUCUUUGAAUCAGAACUCAAAGAAGAAGAACUCCUCUCCCCCCCACUUUCCUCUGGUGGGGGGGAGGGUGAAGGGUACUUUUGUUUUUAAGGUGUAGGACUUUGGGCUGUGGGGAGUAGUUUUUAGGCAGUAGGUUUUAGGUUGUAGACGUAGUAAGGAAGGUCUGCUCUCAGAUACUAGUAAUUAGUUCUUCUCUGUUGUGUUCAGGCUUCUCCUCAGUGUUUAGUUCCUUCAGCUAGUUUUAGCCAUUGGCCUGCUUGCUCCAUUCUAGUGCAGAAAUUAGCAUUUAGCCUCAGUGUUAGCUGGCAGCGUGCUACCUGGAUCUGACCAACUGUGAAAGCCAACAGUGUUUAGGUCCUUAAGUUAAACUUUAGUAUUAGUGAACCGUCACUGAUCAUUUAGCCUGAGGUCCACUGGCUAUUAGUCUGUGUGUUUACUUUCAGACCAGCUCGCCAUGGAAGCUAAUCAAGGCCCAGGUCAGGGCAGUCCAGAAAGCCCUAACCGGGCUGUGGAGUACCUUCUUGAACUCAACAACAUCAUCGAGAGCCAGCAGAAGCUUCUGGAAACCCAGCGGCGCAGAAUUGAGGAGCUGGAGGUCCAACUUGACCGGCUAAGCCAAGAGAAUAAGGACCUGCGUUUGGACCGGCAGCCUCCUCCUCCACCUGCUCCUCCUCCCGAGCCUCCUCUCCCUCCUCCUCCUCCACCACCUCCACCGGCUCAGACCACAUCCAUUUCUACUAAGAAUCACCAUCACCACAACAGCCAAGUUCCUCCCCAGCCUCCCUCCUCCAUCCCUCUCUACCACAGCCACCACCACCAGCACCACCACUCGUCAACCCACCACUCCUACAACAGCACCACUACAGCCGCUAUUCCGAUUCCUGCUCCGUCCUCAAUCCCGACCUCCAUCUCUAUCCCGACCCAAAUUCCGGCUCCAGUCUCUUCCUCCUCAUCACCGGCUCCACCUCCCCCUCCUCCGAUCCCACCCAGGGAUCAGCCACGGGCCCACAGCCGGCUGACCCGGAUGCCCUCCACCAGCACCGGCACCAACACUAACUUUGUGGAGAAAGAGAAGGAGAGGCUAGAGCGCCUGCACAGAGCCAACGCUGCCAACAACCACCAUGCCCACACCCUCCACCACCACAAAUCUGUGGAGGGCGACCCUCAGUGUCCGGAGGCGCUCACUUUUUCUGAUUCGUCCUUCGGCCAUCCGCCUCCCUUCCAUCGCUAUAGCAACAGCCCCCUCACCAGCCCCUGUGACCCCUACAGCUCCACCUCCUCCAGCGGGCCCCUGGGAGCCUCUCACACUCACACACAGGGCAGCUCUCCCAUCUCUCCACCCAGCCCGGCAAGCCUUGCCUGGGCUCAGCGCAGUCGACACCAGCCGGCCAGCCUGGCGCUCCGCAAGCAAGAGGAGGAAGAGAGCAAACGCUGCAAGGCUCUAUCUGACAGCUAUGAGCUCUCUACAGACCUCCAGGACAAGAAGGUGGAGAUGCUGGAGAGGAAGUAUGGGGGCCAGUUCGUGUCCCGGCGGGCAGCGAGGACGAUCCAGACGGCGUUCAGACAGUACCGCAUGAACAAGAACUUUGAGAGGCUUCGCAGCUCCGCCUCAGAGAGCAGGAUGACCCGCCGCAUCAUCCUGUCUAACAUGAGGAUGCAGUACUCAUUCGAUGAGCGUCAGCCACAGGGUCAGGGAUUAGCGGGUCAACAGGGUUCAGAGGAUGCCGGAGAUGUGGACGAUUCUUUCUCUAAGCAGGUUAAGUCCUUGGCUGACUCCAUGGACGAUUCACUCACCUGCCAGUCCGGCCGUGAAGACUCCCAAGAAGCAGGAGGCGAGGGAGAGGAGGACGACGAUGAGGAUGAGGAGGAAGGAGACGAAGAAGAGGAAGAGGAGGAGGAAGAAGGGGAGGAAGACGAGGAGGAAGACGAGGAUGAAGACUACAGACAGUGUGCGUGGCGUAACACCAGUGCAUCCUCCCGACGUGUCGGAGGAGGGAGGGGAGGCGUGGGCGGAGGCGCCGCCAUGCACGAGGACAGCACCACCACCUCCUUCAGUGAUGUCACACUCUACAUGGACGAGGGCUGCCUCCCCUCUUCGCCGCUCUCUCGCCCCGCCUCCAGCUCUGAUACAGAGUACUGGGGAGGAGGGGGAGGAGGUGCAGGGGGGAGGGAGGACAGCAGAGAGACGGAGGGAGGCAGCAAUGCCAGCCGGAGGAGCAGCACUCCCUGCACAGAGUGUCGGGGGGAGUACAGAGGGAGGACAGGAGGAGGAGGCGGACACCUCCCUGUCCUGACCAUCGAACCGCCCAGCGACAGCUCAGUGGACAUGAGUGACAGGUCAGAGCGAGGGUCUAUCGGACGCCUGGUAUACGAACAGGAGACUUCAGGAGUCGAGCGAGGUGGAGGGGAGAGGGAGAGGAGGGGAGGAGGAGGGGAAGGCGAAAGUGGGGAGGACGAGCGAGGCGGAGGAGGUGGAGUAAGCAGUGAAGCUGACUCUCCGCAGGGAACCAUCAAACACAAACCAAACGGACGCUCGGUCGCCACAGCGCAGGGACAGACUCGCAGCCCAUCCAGCGUGCCCUUGCCGAUGCCUUCAGCCCGGACCCUGCCCUCUCAUCCACUCCCUCACCCCCUCCAACACACGCACUCCCACCCCCACCAACACCCUCACCCUUCACCCAUGCCCCACCUCCCCACCAUCCUCCACCACCACCCGCAGUACAGCCAGCCGCACAUCAUGCACAUGCACCACGGUGGCAGCCCUUACAUGCAGCACCACUUCGCCCAGCACCACUACCACCACCUGCACCACCAACACCACCACCACCUCCCCCAUGCUUACCCAGAACCCCCUUCUUCUCCGCUGCCCUCCCCCGUCCCGCCUCUCACACCUCUCUCGCCACUGCCGCCACCGCUCACGCCCUCGCCGCUGUCCUCCUCUUCGUCCUCGGCGCUACAAAACAUGGAGGCGCAGCAGCACCACGGCCACCACCCCCACCUCCACCAUCACCACCUGCUCUGCUCAGACGGUGACAACGAGAGCGUCAACUCCACCACCACCAACUCCAACGACGACACGACGGUCAACAACUGCAGCUCCGGCUCCUCGUCGCGUGACAGCCUGCGGGAGCCAAUCGGAGGAGCCACUUUGGGGAAGCAGACCUAUCAGAGAGAGAGCCGUCACAGCUGGGACUCACCUGCCUUCAACAACGACGUGGUGCAGCGGCGGCAGUACCGAAUCGGACUGAACCUGUUUAACAAGAAGCCGGAGAAGGGGAUCCAGUACCUGAUUGAGAGGGGCUUCGUGUCUGACACGCCGGUGGGCAUCGCCAGAUUCAUCCUGGAGAGGAAAGGACUGAGCAGGCAGAUGAUUGGAGAGUUCCUGGGCAGCCGACAGCAGUUCAACAAGGAUGUCCUUGACUGUGUCCUGGAUGAGAUGGAUUUCUCAGGGAUGGAUCUGGAUGACGCUCUAAGAAAGUUCCAAGCUCAGAUUAAAGUUCAGGGUGAAGCUCAGCGGGUGGAGCGACUAGUCGAGGCCUUCAGUCAGCGGUACUGUGUCUGUAACCCAGUGCUGAUCCGGCAGUUCCAGAACCCGGACACCAUCUUCAUCCUGGCCUUCGCUAUCAUCCUCCUCAACACGGACAUGUACAGCCCCAACGUCAAGCCAGAGAGAAAGAUGAAGCUCGAGGACUUCAUCAAAAACUUGCGGGGUGUCGAUAACGGUCAGGACAUCCCCAGAGACCUGCUUGUGGCCAUUUAUGGGAGGAUCCAGAAGUGGGAGCUGAGGACCAAUGAUGACCAUGUGUCACAGGUCCAGGCGGUGGAGAGGAUGGUGGUCGGCAAGAAGCCUGUGUUGUCCCUGCCUCAUCGCAGGUUGGUGUGCUGCUGUCAGCUCUUCGAGGUUCCUGAUCCAAACAGAGCUCAGAGGAGCGGCGUCCAUCAGAGAGAAGUCUUCCUUUUCAACGACCUGCUGAUGGUCACGAAGAUAUUCCAGAAGAAGAAGACUUCGGUGACGUACAGCUUCAGACAAUCAUUUCCGCUGGUCGACAUGCAGGUGCACACCUUCCAGAACACCUACUACCCUCACGGUAUCAGGCUGACGUCGGCCAACCCGGGAGGAGAGAGGAAGGUGCUGAUUGUCUUCACAGCUCCGAGCCAGCAAGACCGAGCACGAUUCACCUCCGACCUCCGAGAGAGCAUCGCAGAGGUGCAGGACAUGGAGAAGUACCGAGUGGAGUCUGAACUCGAGAAGCAGAAAGGCGUGAUGCGGCCUGGCAUGCUGACGGGUGGAGGACCGGGAGGUGUGGGGACGCCGGGGAGUGGGCCCAACAUCGGAGGGGGGCCCGUCAAGAGCGAGGUGGUGAACGGCACCCUGGGUAGGCCGAGCCUCGACGACACAUACGCCUCUGUGGACGGACUUAAACGCACGGCGCUCAGCUCCUCGCUCAGAGACCUCUCAGAGACAGGGAAGCGAGGUCGUAGGAACAGUGUGGGGUCAUUGGACAGUACCAUUGAAGGUUCCAUUAUUAGCAGUCCUCGGCCUCACCAGCAGCGCCCACUGCCAGCUGGAGGUCUUUCCUACAGCCCCAUGAUGGUCCCUUCGUCUCCAGCAGCUUACCGGCCGCACCGCCCUACUCAGAGCCCCGGUACGGGGGUGGGGGGUGGGCCGGGGCUCUGUCACAACCAGGGAGGGGUUACAACCUCCCCACUCGUGAGCGGGGGAGGGGCUGGGGGCGGAGGAGGGAUGCCGGGUGGGGGCGGUCCGACUGGCGGCGGCCUGCUGGGGAAUUUCUUCGGCAGUCGCAGAGGCAAGGUUCCUGGUCCCCUGACGAUGACAUCGCCCCCUCCUCAGGGUCCCCCGAGUCCCCUGAUGAUAUCAUCACCCCCCCAUUACCCCGCCCCCGCACCUCCCAUCCCCCACCCAUCCUCCCCUUCCCCAUGCCCCUCCCCAUCGGCCAACCUCGGGCCAUCGGACUCAGGAGGAGUUGGCGGGGGAGGAGGUACGGGAGGGGUACCGUCCAAGCUCCAGGCUUUGCACGCCCAGUAUUGCCACGGCAACAGUGGAGGAGGCGUAGUGAGUGUUACUGGGCACCAGCAGCAGCAGACUCCGCCCCCGCCCUACCACCACCAUCACCGCUACCACAUGCAGAGCGUCCCGCAGCACCACGCCCUUUCGCACAGGUUCUCCGCACCCCGACGGCAAGGUCCAUCCGGCUGCGCUCCCUCUCAUAUCCAGCAGCAUCAGAGGUUGCAACAUGGCAUCGCCCAGCACCCACGCUACAACAUGGCGUCCGGCUUCAACACGCCCCCACCACUAUCUCCGCACUCCCCCCUCACCCCCACUACCCCACACGGACUCUUCCACUCGCACCCCGUGGUGGGGCGACCGGGUGGAGGCGGCAAGCUCCCACUGACCAUCUCACACUCGCAGCCCCAUCCCCACGCUCACACUCACUCUCACAACCACGCCGUGCACACACACUCCCCGCUCAGCCCUUCCCCGUCCGUCUCCCAGUCCACCCACUUCAUCUUCUCCACCCCGCCACCCCAGACUCCCUCGGCACGCCUCGUCACCCAGACACCUCCGCAGCCUUAUACGCCUCAGUAUCCACCCCUCUCCUCCAUCCCACCUCCCCCUCCGCACUCGCCCUUACCUCCACCAUCGACCGCCCCUCUCUCACCGCACCCACCAGGGGCGGGGGGAGGCCAAGGGGGCGGUCCCAAAUCGAAACCCGUCAGCCGGAUCAGCACGGUCGUGUGAGGAGGCAGAAGCCAAGGACAGUGGUGCGCCAUCCUGCUGUCAGCCACCGAGGGGCAGUAGCAAGAGGGAGCAGGAGAGGGAGGAGGAGAGGAGGAGGAGCGGGAGGGCAAAUGCAGGUGUACCAAAAUGGCCACCUGGUGAGGAAGAGAGCAGUGAGAGCGGGAAGGAGGAAAUUACUCAGCCUGUGUUAUUUUCACAUCCACUUCCCACGCAGGUAGAAACUCUCUUACACACUGAAAGAUGUUUAUCGGGGAACUUGCACACUGCAGGGGCAAAUCUUCCUGGAAAACCUGCCCAUGGAGCAACAAGCACCAAGAAUCCUGGCAUUUUCAGUCACAUGAAGAUGAAGAAAACUCCCACAUAGUCCUGCUGUCUUGGUGAAAACGUCUUCAGCUUCCUUGCCCUUCAGCGGUGAGCUGGGACUCCGGAGGACAUGCUUGUAGUUCUUCAUUGACAGAAAGUGUUCAUGUCAUAUUGUGAGUACGAAUUUGUGUGUUGCUGUUGUGGACAAAUGGUUCAGGGACCAGACGUAAAGGGAACAGUGCCUGAGAACAUAACACACAAAGGUUAGCCCUCAAUGCUAACACUAUUUGAAGGGAUCGUUCAGAUUUUUUUUAGGUAGCCUAAGAACACAAAGAGUCCUGAUUCCAAAAAUCACAGUAGUCUUACAGCACCUUGUUUUCCGCACAAAAAGCACUUGUACCAUUGUUUUGGUUGUUGACAUAGUUAAAAGCCAUGAAUCGUUAAUGAGAAGCAGAAGUGGUUAGCAUUAAUAUGGUGCAGUUUCUGUGUCUUAGACAGGCAUGCAUGACCUGUGCAAUAGCUAAUGAGUGUCAGUGUAUCUAUGGUUAAAAUCCUAUAUGCAGAGGGAGGGAUUUGUUGUAAUUUAAAGCCCCGAUCCAGUGUGUUUAUUUGGCCAUGAAAAGUGAAGACUUUCUAAAUGGACAGAAAGCUCUCUAAAACCUUUAAAUAAGCCAUCAUAACAAAAACUACAGGUGUCUUUUUACCUUUGUGUUUUGCAAAAAUUACUAAAAGCCUUUGUGGAUUACAGGGUUUCAGCAGGGGGCGCAAUACUGUUGUUUUGGAUUGGGACUUUAAAAUUUUCCCAAUUGUUUAUUCUUGUAAGAUGGGUAUUUAUUUCAUAAUUUGUAUUAAACCUGUGAAAGCUCUCCCUACUUAUCAAGUAUAUAUAGAGUGUAAACCUCAAUUUGUAAGAAUUAUAAUCCAAUAUAUGUUAGCUGUAUUCAUGUUCCAUAUUGUAUGCGACCCUCUAUAGGCGUUUUCCACUGCAGGAAACCAGGGCGGACACAAGGUGGCACGAACAUAUACAGGAAUGGCCUUAUUAGCGGCCAUUUCAGCCUUUCUGUUUCCGUUGCUUUGUAGGAUCCAACAGCUUCUACUGCAAUGUUAACUAUGAGUGCACCAAAACAAUGACGAAUAAGCAGUGACUGGGUGUAACUCUAGUUCUAUGAGCACAUAGAAAAUAGAACAAUGCAGCUUUGUUAUGCUAGCCUAUGUGGUGUAUUUUAUGUUGAAAGGGGACAUUUGUUACUAGAUGAGGACAUAGAGAGAGCAGAAAAUUAUCACGUCUUGUCCCCCUAGUGUUAAACAAAUCAGCAUUUGUUUUCUUUGAGUUUAACAAAUUAACAUCGCAACCCAUAAAGCAGCUUUCAGAAAUAUUUUCAUGUACUUGUCAAAUGGGCCCGAAACAGGUUCUAAAGGGGCAGUUUCUGUGGUUGAAACCCACACUAAGGUUUAGGCCACCCCAUAAAUUGACACACAAGUUCCUGCAGUGGAAAACAGUCUAAUGUUGCCAGAGAAGGAGAUUACGCUGAAAGGUGCCAAACAGGGAAAUGCAGCCUUUGGUUUCAGUGGCUUGUCUGCCAUUAAUGAAGGCACUGAGCUGCAGUACAUAAGUAAAGUAAUCAAAGUGUCAUUUCAGGUUACAUUCAGCAAAAUCUUCUUAAAAUGAAUCUCUCUGUACCUUUCUCAGCAGGUAUGUUACCAGGACUGGAUGGGAAAUUAAAUUUUAAAAAGGUCAUAUUCCAUUUCUAAAUUCUAAUUCCAUGUCCUUAGAACCAGGCUGCACACCUCGGUACCCAACCUUUGCUUGCAGCGUACACGACCUCAACCCCUAUCCCUGCAGGAGACAUGCCCUUUGGAAGGUGGCUCCAUGUUGUUAAUUCGGUCUGUGCCCAGCUGAGCCCCAAGGUUUCAGGUUUGCCACCAGACCCUUACGGGCAAGCUGCCCUCCCAGGACAGACCCCAGGAGGGGGCUCGAGUUGCCUAUUCUGUGUAAGGUGCUACUACUCCUUUUUCAAUGUGCCCUGAGUUGAGGGUAAGUUACUGCCCCAAGGGAAUAGAUUUAAUAAUCAGGAUCUUGUUCACAAAUUAUGGUAAAUGGAGCAUGAGGUGGACAGAUUUAUUGGAGCAGAAUCAACUGCUGUGGUGAAGUAGGAGCUGAGCUGGAAGGCAAAGCCAGAACAUGUACCAGUUGGUAAGGGUUCCAAUCCUCACCUGUGGUCAUGAGCUUGGGGUAGUAAUGGAAAUAAUGAAAUUAAUGAUACACGUGGCUUAUUUGAGUUUUCUUUGUAGGGCGACUGGGCUCAGUGUUAGGGUAACACCAAUGGGGUGAGGAGCUUGGGCAUCUAACAGAGUCGCUGCUCCUUUUAAGUCCAAAAGGAUGCGGUUGAAGUGGUUCGAGAUUAGGAUGCCUUAUGGGCUCAAUUCCUUUCAGACAGCUGGGAGGACCCCGGUUGACCCAGAACUCAUUGGAGGGGAUUACAUAUCUCAGCUGGCCUUUGAAUGCCUCGGGAUCCCCCAGGAGGAGCUGGAAAACCAAAGAGAUCUACAUUCCAGCCCUCGGCUUUGGUCAUUAGCUCUGGGUAGUGUUUUAGUUCUGAGGUCAGAAGAUAAGUUCCAACUUUAUUUCAACAGCACAGACAAAGACUUUUCCAAUAGUUUUGGGGGGGAAAAAAUUAAAUAAUUUCCCACCCAGUCUAAACUGCUUUAGUGUCUCUCAAUAGUAAAAAAGAAAAACAAAAACUCUGGUGUACUCGAGGGUGAAUGAAGUUUAACCCAACAUUCCCCACUCAAUGUGUUGUGAAAUGGAAAAUAAGGUGCCUUCAGACAUACGAAUGGUACAAUGUAUAAUUAUUCUAAGAAUAUAAAGACAAUUCAGUGUCCAAAUCAGUAAUAUAUUGAUUGAUUGUGUCUGUUCACAAUAGAAAAUAUGAAGCCAUUUAUUGCAUUUUUAAAACCUGGCUGACUGACUGAGCCUUUUGCUUUCCUUGUCAUGGAAAAAAGACACAAAGGAACCUGAAACCUGGACCUCAUCAUAUCUUCUGGAAGGACUUGCUAACGUCUCACAGAACUGGAGUGCAGAACAUGUUUUCAAGGGAAAUAUUCUUAAAAUCAUCUUUAGUCAUUAUUUUUGCACUUUCAGUUUGAGCCUACCAUGCCAGUAUUAAUGUGUAUUUCCUUUUUCUGUUUAAUCAAGAUCAGCAGACGUCAGAGCAGGAAGCCCACUAUGGCUUGUAGAAAGUUCUUCCACCACUUGAACUAUGUUACCAGCCAUUUGUGUUUUUUGACAAGACAGAAAACUCUCAGUGCUGUUUGCUUUCCUGUCAUAGAGGCUAAUUUAGGCAGCCUCAUAUAAAUAUUUACCAGCGUUUAACUGGUGGAUGAUGGGAAAUUCCACUAAAUGCAUACAUCAAUGACACAUUUUUAGUUUCCCUGUGAUGACGUGAAUGCACCAACUGUAGAUAUUAACUGUACAGUGUGUUCUAUUUUCAAUGGGGCCAACAGCAUUGAUCUGUAACUGAGGUUCAGAAUUGCUUGAAUUAACAAAAUGUAUGCUCUAAAAACCAAAAGUUAAUGAGGGUUCUUCAGUCGAUCUUAGCAUCUUAGGGUUCCUCAGUAGUAAAACAAAACAAUAAAAAUCCCUAAGAUGUUUAUUUGUUUCUUAUUUUUCCUUUUUUUCUGGCAUUGGAGGUUUGUGGAAACGCUGUCAUAGAUUAUAAUAAUUGAUGGAGUUCCUCAGGGAACCAUCUUGGGUCCCCUGUUUAUUUCAACCUGAAGAACCCCUUUGACUUUUAGAGUGUGCUACUGAUAUUAUCAAUAUUGUUGUGUGACAAGCUUCUACUAACAUAACGUACUCCUUGGGCUGUUUUGUAUUUUUAGCAUUUUUAAUUUUGUUAUGUGCUUACGAUGUGAGAUGAUUUUUUUUUCUGAUUUGGGCAUCUUAUGGAAGUACUAAAUUUUUUUAAUUUUUAAUAUGUUUACAACGAAACCAACAAUUUUCUGUGACUAACAUAUAACUUGUUCUAAUACUUUUAAUACAGACUGUGAUAAUUACUUUCACUCAACAACCCACGGCAUGUUCGAGCAAACACACACGCCUGCACACCACUGAAUCAUCGCGAACCCUCUCACCAACCUUUUAAUGGAAACAAGCAACACUUCUGCUACCAAACAACAUACAAAUAAGCACUUCAUGCUGAGCUGCUAGGAUUUCUGGGUCCCCACCAUGUAUCUACAAAUGUCUGUGGAAAUAUUUUGCCUAUCAGCAAGGGCCUUACAGGAACUACAUCCACUCGAAUAGUUGAAAUGUCAAAAUGAAGUUCUCGAGGAGUACUGGAUCAAACCUACCUCGUAUAGGACUGCACAUUUCACCCUGUCCCAGUGCAUGGCCAAGCUAAAUCAAGCACAUCCUUAGUCACAUAUUAGAGGUCCAUAUCUGUGCUGUUACAUGUUGUAGCACAUCAGCUACAAACUGUAUAUACUUUACAUUACAAAGAAUCAUUUUCAAAAUCACCCCUACAGUUUACAGAUUUGCUACCUUCACUUGGCAUAGGACUGGACACUUGCUGCAGAUAGAUCUCCCAUCAAUAUUUAGAAAGGAUCCAGAAACUAAUGAAGUUGGAAAAAGUGUCUAGUUGCAAGUUGCUUCAAGUGGUUGGACUCUGAUAUAUCCACUUCCAGGUUUACUCUACCUACCUUUGGAAAGUGAGGAAUGCUGUAAGAUUUGACAGUUGGUUGCAGUAUAGCAAACUUUCAAUGCAAAAAAAAAAAAAACUCCUUCAUCAUUGUACAAAGUCUAUUUUUUAUUUCUUUGUUAACUGUAGAAUUGAUUUACUGACAGCAGAGCCUGUCAGUGCAAUACUGGCCAGAAAUUAGCUGUUAUCUGCAGCAGGAUUCAAGUCUCUGCAAGUACAUGUUUAAUGAAACAUACUAAAAUCUGUAACUUUCUUUAAGGUAGGAAAUCAAUGUUCAAUGUAUUCAAUGGUUUGCAGAGGUAAUAUAAAGUAUAUGCAGUUGAAAAACAUGCAGCAAGCCAGGUAUGUCCUUUAAAUGCUCAAUUUAAAGUCUUUAUUUCCUGCCCGGGUCUGCUCUCCACUAUCGGUUUGCAUGUGGUAUUUAUUACAGUAUCUGCACUGAAUGAAACUGUAUUAUAAACAUGAAUGUACAUAACAGUCGUUAGAUGAAAAAUAACAAUGCGAGUACUCACUUUGCUCCACAGCGGGCAGUUUGUCAGUGGCUGGGUUUACCUCAGGAAUGGACGGUCUAAUUUUUUUUAACACAAAUAGAAACAGAUCUGGUCUGACAGCUGCAGGCAAAACAGGGAACAUUUUUAAAAAGCAAAGCACAUCAGAUCUGAGUCAAAUAAAGUUAAAAAUGUUGGAUUCUUCUGUUCCUGUGUAAAGCCAGUCUGUGUUGUGUGUAUCUAUACAAGGGCAAUGGACAGGGGUGUUAAGUUGUUCGUAAUAAUACAAUGGACCGCUUUCUGGAGAAAAAAACUUUCUUGUUUAUAAUGUAGAGCAAAGAGAGACUGGAAUAGUCCUUGUAAAAUUGUAUGAGUAAAGUGUCAAAUAUGUGUCAACAGAGACAACAUUAUUUUAAAAAUUAUGUAUGGAAAAUUUUAGCUGUGUAUAUAAAUAUAUAUUACUUGUACUUUGUUUUUGAAAUUGCAGAGAUAUGGAAAAAGUGGAAAUAUUUAUUGCUCUAAAGAUAUAAAAAUCUGUUCAUGUGGAUGGAAA